AUGGCAACACGCAAGCGGAACGAAUGGCUAGAGGCUGAGGAGAGCGACGACGAUGAGCAGGGCUACGAUUCUGCCGAGGAGAGCAAGACCAAGGCCUUGCCGGGACGCGCAAUGAAGAGGCGGAAGGUCGACGACGAUUCGAAUGAAGAUCUCUCGGACAAUGCCGACGAUGCAGAGGGCCAGGACCAAACGACAUCACCAUUGAAUGAGCAGGAUGAAGAUGUCAUGUCAACGAAGAAACCUAAGAAGUCGAAACUAAAACCCCUCAAAACCCUCUCCGAGAAAAAGCUCCUCACAGCCAAGAAAGCCCGUGCCUUGACCGGCGUCAUCUACCUCUCCCGCGUCCCUCCCUUCAUGAAACCCUCGACCGUAAAGCACCUCCUUUCGCAAUAUGGCGACAUCGGGCGCAUAUUCCUCGCCCCCGAAGAUCCAGCCUCCCAUACGCGCCGUGUCAAGGCCGGCGGAAACAAGAAGCGCUCUUUCACCGAGGGCUGGAUCGAAUUUAUCGACAAAAAAAACGCCAAAUUGGUAGCAGAGACCCUCAAUGCGGAGAUCAUCGGAGGCAAGAAGGGCGGAUGGUAUCACGACGACCUGUGGAACAUCAAAUAUCUCAAGAAUUUCAAGUGGGACCAGCUCACCGAGCAGAUCAAUAAUGAGAAUGCCGAGCGGGCGGCCAGGCUGCGAGCGGAGAUUGGAAAGACGACGCGCGAGAACAAGAUGUUCCUGGAAAACGUGGAGAGGGCGAAGAUGCUGGACGGCAUAGCUGCGAAACGAAAGAAGAAGGCUGAUGAUCCCGACACCGAAGAUCGAGGAUUUGUCACCUCUGCGCACAACCGGAGAGAAUUCAGACAGAUUACGGUUAAGUCCAAGUCGAGUACAGAGCAAGGGGAAACGAGUGUGCCGCUACGUCGGCUGUGA
Molecule: messenger RNA, 918 nt
Organism: Mytilinidion resinicola
Lineage: Eukaryota; Fungi; Ascomycota; Dothideomycetes; Mytilinidiales; Mytilinidiaceae
Exons: 1
Coding region: 1-918 (305 amino acids)
Biological process (GO): endonucleolytic cleavage to generate mature 5'-end of SSU-rRNA from (SSU-rRNA, 5.8S rRNA, LSU-rRNA); endonucleolytic cleavage in ITS1 to separate SSU-rRNA from 5.8S rRNA and LSU-rRNA from tricistronic rRNA transcript (SSU-rRNA, 5.8S rRNA, LSU-rRNA); small-subunit processome assembly
Cellular component (GO): nucleolus
Molecular function (GO): RNA binding
Source: RefSeq, a predicted model, not a curated record